AUGAAGCAACUUUGCGCUAUAUUGUUGCUCUUUUCUCUUUACCCUUAUCUGUUUUCCCCUGUUUUUUCGGCUUCUCCUCCUCCUAAUGGAAAAACUAGAGAUGCCCUAAACAACGGGAGCCAACAUCAAUAUAACCAGCUUGCGAACCUGCCACCCGCUAUAUACCUUAAGGGUAACAGCAUCAGUGGUGAGAUUCCAGUUGAAAUUAGUCAAUUACAGAAUCUUUAUGUGCUGGAUCUCAGCGAAAACAAAUUCACAGGCAGCAUUCCAUCAGAAUUUUCCAACCUCACGAACCUUGAAAUCCUAGACCUCUCGAGGAAUCAGUUGACUGGAGAAAUUCCAGCAUCGUUGCAAAGCCUAAAUUUCUUAUCGAAGUUCAAUGUAUCCUUCAACAAUCUCGACGGAUCGAUACCAACAGGUGAUCAGUUUGACACUUUUACAGAAUCUAGCUAUAUGGGGAAUCCAAGGCUAUGCGGCCGAGUUCUACAGCAUCAUCCUUGUCAAGUUUGA
This is a messenger RNA of Amaranthus tricolor (Joseph's coat), 510 nucleotides long. Its product is annotated as receptor-like protein 3. Gene Ontology annotation, molecular function: protein binding. Bases 1 to 510 code for a protein of 169 amino acids. The transcript has a single exon. Lineage: Eukaryota; Viridiplantae; Streptophyta; Magnoliopsida; Caryophyllales; Amaranthaceae. The record is from RefSeq and is a predicted model, not a curated record.